AGGCCUUCUUAUAUCAGCUAAGCCAAGCAAUUGCUAUACAUUUUGAUUACAUUUGUUGCCACUUGACUUUCUUCACAAGUCAAUGAAGGAAAAGAUUGAGGAAUUUAAAAAAGUUGAGCAGGCUAAGAUAAGAUUGUUCAAAAAGUGAAGUACCCCAGUUGAAAAUUUUUAUACUUAAUCAAAUUUUGCAGUAUCGUGAGUGAUUAAAUUGUUAUAUCUAAGUUUUUAACCAUUUUUUUAUGCUGUCUUUAUUUGAAUCCCUGAAACCUGGAAACAUAAACCAGAAUUCUAAGCUUUAGUCUGCCUAAAAUUAGAAAUUCAACAGCUUUUUUGUUGUUUGUUCUGAUGGGGAAUUGCUGGUGUUCUUCUCCACCUACUACACCUACACCUGCCACUACUGGUCAUCUCAGUUCAGCAAUAUCUCAGACAACUAGCAAUACAGUUUCUUCUCGGAGCACCAAUACAGCUUCUUCUGGGAGCACGAAUAUAGCAUCUUCUCAGGGCAGCAAUAUCUCCGGGGAGAGUCGGUUUUCUGGGGGAAGCAGCAACGGGGCCUUUCCGGAUGGGCAGAUUCUGCCCACUCCUAGCUUGAAGAUAUUCUCCUUCGCAGAACUCAAGGCUGCCACCCGGAAUUUCAGAGCUGAUACGGUACUUGGAGAGGGAGGAUUUGGUAAAGUAUUUAAAGGUUGGCUUGAUGAGAAGGGAACAGGGAGGCCUGGAAGUGGAACUGUUAUUGCUGUGAAAAAAUUAAAUUCUGAGAGCUUGCAAGGAUUUGAAGAAUGGCAGUCGGAGGUACUAUUCUUAGGACGGCUUUCUCAUCCUAACCUGGUUAAGCUGUUAGGGUAUUGUUGGGAAGAUAAGGAGCUUCUUCUGGUCUAUGAGUUUAUGCAAAAGGGAAGUUUGGAAAACCAUCUAUUUGGAAGGGGAUCAACUGUUCAGCCACUUCCGUGGGAAAUACGAAUCAGAAUUGCCAUAGGAGCAGCACGAGGCCUCGCUUUCUUGCACACAUCAGAGAAACAAGUGAUUUACCGAGAUUUUAAGGCUUCUAACAUACUUCUUGAUGGGUCCUAUACGGCAAAGAUUUCAGAUUUCGGUUUAGCGAAAUUGGGGCCUUCAGCUAGUCAAUCUCAUGUGACAACAAGGGUGAUGGGUACAUAUGGUUAUGCUGCUCCUGAAUAUGUGGCAACAGGGCAUUUGUAUGUAAAAAGUGAUGUGUAUGGAUUUGGUGUCGUCCUGGUUGAGAUAUUGACGGGGUUACAUGCACUUGAUACAAACCGUCCGAGUGGGCGACAUAGUCUGGCGGAUUGGAUCAAACCAUAUCUAUAUGAUAAGAGAAAGCUAAAGUCCAUUAUGGACUCUCGAUUAGAAGGGAGAUAUCCUUUCAAAUCAGCAUUCCGAAUAGCUCAGCUUACUCUCAAUUGCCUUGAAUCCGAGCCUAAGAAUCGACCACCUAUGAAAGAAGUCGUGGAGACAUUAGAAAGAAUUGAAUCUAAUAACGAAAGAUCAACAGAGUCUAGAGCUCGUUCCAACCGUAAUAGGACACACCACCAAAGCCAGCAGCCUUUGCAAUAUCGUUCCGCACUUCAUCCAAGACCGGACGGAAAUCAAACAUAUCAACAAUCUCCUCGAGCGAGGUAGUUAUUGUUUCUACAUCAUAUAUAUUUUAUAUUAUUACUGAAGUAACAUUGUAAAAUUCAUGAUGAGUUUGUUGUUGUAAUGCGAAAUUUACGGAGCAUUUGUAUAUUAGUGACAAAACUGUAUUUAGUUUAAUAGAACUAAUGAAGAGUUGUGGUAAGAAGGAUGUAUGCAUAUUAAUUUUGUUCAUUGGCAGUGCCAAUGCAAAGAAAUUCAUUAUUUCAUAAUUCUCUUUUA
Molecule: messenger RNA, 1872 nt
Organism: Mercurialis annua (annual mercury)
Lineage: Eukaryota; Viridiplantae; Streptophyta; Magnoliopsida; Malpighiales; Euphorbiaceae
Product: probable serine/threonine-protein kinase PIX13
Exons: 6
Coding region: 346-1638 (430 amino acids)
Biological process (GO): protein phosphorylation
Molecular function (GO): protein kinase activity; ATP binding
Source: RefSeq, a predicted model, not a curated record